Messenger RNA from Lindgomyces ingoldianus, 1464 nucleotides. RefSeq lists its product as uncharacterized. The transcript is spliced from 6 exons. The record is from RefSeq and is a predicted model, not a curated record. The coding region runs from base 1 to 1464 and encodes 487 amino acids. NCBI's taxonomy places the organism in Eukaryota, Fungi, Ascomycota, Dothideomycetes, Pleosporales, Lindgomycetaceae.
AUGACGUCUGGUACUGUCUCUCUUCUAUUCCUCUUCUUGAGCUGCAAUUUGUAUAUUCCAGCUUCGGCACAGCAGGCAGCCCAGUUUAAUCAAGUACUUAAUCUCAAUGGCGAUAUGCAAAUCAAUUCCUUUACGUUCCCAGAUCGAUCGAAAAUCGAGACAUUUUCUCAGAGCCAGCGUCAACUAAUCGUUAAUCAAAACACGAACCCCAUCUCCGCCAACCAAGUCACUGGCUCGACUGGGCAGCCUUUCGUUGCUCUAAUGCAGCAGUCCCUCUCGAUCAACACAAACAAUGCAAAUGACUUGGUUGGCGGACAAAUCGAGCUUGCCAUUGAUCCGAAUAUGCUUCAACAGAACGCUGUCAACCCUGACAACACCUUUGUUGGCCAGCUGUCGCCCGAUAGACAGUCUUGGAUGAUCAUGGAGCCGAUGAGGAGUGUCAAUAUUACGGACAACACGGUGCGCCUGCAAAAGCAAAAUAAUAUCGAUGGUGAGUAUAUGGCUCUGGGUCGCCAGACUGUCGAAACCAACAAUGCCUUGACAACCUUCGGUUCUGGCUCUCAACAGUCUGUGGUUAUCCAAGGAUCCGGUCUGCAAGAAGCGGAGUUUGUUGAUGGCUUCCGCAUGUCGGUUCGCGCCACCCAGCCCAUCACUAUGAAUGUCGACGUCAAGAACGGCAUUGAGCAAGGCAUGCUCACUCAAUUGCAGGGCCAGAUGCCAAUCAAUAACUUUCGCUAUCUUGUGACUACAAAUCUUGCAGGUGUUCAGCCCGACCUUAAUCGCAUGGUCACCGUUGUUCAGCUUCCCAUCAAUGCCGUCCGUGUCCAACAAAUGAUGCAGCAGAUGGGCAUCCAACAGGGCGGAUCCGUCCAAGUCGCCAUCGCCCAACGUGGCAUCCUUCAAAACCCCGGUGGUGCCACUGGCCAACUCCAGGGUGUUGGAGGACAGCCUGCCCCUGCCGCUCCCCAGCGUCGUGCACGCGAUCAACUUAGAAGGGACACGUUGGAGGCUCGCCAGGCAGGAACGCCAACGCAACCGCAAGCUGCGAAUCCGGCUGCAACCCAGCUUCUUCUCCAGCCGACCUUUACGCCUAUCCAAGCCAAUGCAGUCUUUGAUUCGCUUAAUAUGCGUCUUGCGAUUCCCGUUGGACAGGUUGAUGGGGAAUUCAUUCUCACUAUGCAGCAAGGAGGCGCGCAGCCACAGCAGCAGGGUCAACCUGGUGAACAGCCAAGACCCGAAGGCCAAGCACCCACUCCCGGCGAACCCCCGAAACCCACGAACGGCACCGCUGGUAUCGAACCAAAGAAGGCAGAGCGUCGCCAGGAUGCCAAGUCUACUUCCAACUCAGUUGAAAUCACGAUGAAAGAGGUCAACCGCAUGGCCGAUGCGCAGCAGUGGGGUGGAUAUGCACCAGUUACUCAAAUGCUGACUGACUAUGUCAAAGCCAACACUCAGGGGAAAUGA